Mytilus trossulus (common blue mussel) is the source of this 646-nucleotide messenger RNA. Its product is annotated as E3 ubiquitin-protein ligase Midline-1-like. The record is from RefSeq and is a predicted model, not a curated record. NCBI's taxonomy places the organism in Eukaryota, Metazoa, Mollusca, Bivalvia, Mytilida, Mytilidae. Gene Ontology annotation, biological process: protein monoubiquitination. Bases 5 to 646 code for a protein of 213 amino acids. The transcript has a single exon. Gene Ontology annotation, molecular function: ubiquitin protein ligase activity; zinc ion binding.
GGCGAUGUCGGCCGAGGUGAAAGGAGAAAAGUUGAAAGAAGAUUUUGAUGAUCUACUAACUUGUACAAUCUGUUUGGAGAUUUUCAAAGAACCUAAGUAUCUGCCGUGUCUGCAUACGUUUUGUAAAUCGUGUAUUAAUACAUACAUUGUUUCAACUGUGAAAGACAAUAACCCAAGUGGAUUCAAAUGUCCCAUAUGUCGUCGAUCUGUGCCAAUUGAUGAAAAUGAUGAGAAGCCAGACAUUUGGGCAAAUAAUUUACCCGGGAACCAUUUGAUUUUAUCGCUUAUAAAUAAAAGGGAAUUACAGAAACCCGAUAAGCUGUGUGAUACGUGUGAACAGGACAAACAGAAAGCUUUGUCCUUCUGUACUGUUUGUCAAGAGGCAUACUGUGAAACGUGCAGAAAGGCCCACAAAAUUUUCAAAAUGUCGAGGAGUCAUAAGAUAAUACCAAUCAAAGAUAUCAAUGCAGAAACUUCAACUUCUAGUCUACAUGCGCAUCUUACAUGUAAAGAACAUCCCGACAAGACAAUAGAAGUAUACUGUCAGGACCAUUCAAAGCCUUGUUGUACAGUUUGCGCCACGGUCCAUCACAGAACAUGUGAACAGGUUGUCACUAUUGAUAAAGCGUUCUACAAGAAAUCAUAA